This is a messenger RNA of Amoebophrya sp. A120, 3172 nucleotides long. NCBI's taxonomy places the organism in Eukaryota, Dinophyceae, Syndiniales, Amoebophryaceae. The record is from the annotation of a GenBank genome assembly.
AAAGCAGCAGGUGGAUUCAUUGUUACUACUAGUGACGGAAGGAAACGUAGUUCUUGCAUGAUCUAUUUUCGCUGUAUGAUCGAUGAGGAGAUAGUAGAUUGGGAUUGUGAUAGGCAGCACAACUAUAGUCAGCAAUGACCAAACGCAAACCCAGUAGACUGCGUUCUUCUUCUUUCAUCAAUCGGAUUCUGAAGGAGCUAAACGCGAAGAACAAAUGAAACAGCUAGUGCAGCUUUCUUUAUCACUACAUUAUCGAAACUGACAGACGUUCAACAGCGGUGGCGUCCCGUGCUCGUCGCUCCAAGGCACGUGUACCGCCGCCGGGGAUACCUUCAGUUCGGCGGGCACACACGCAGAGGCAAGCGGCAGCACCGAGUGCGUCUGCGAAAAUGUCCACGAGUAUUUUGUCUCCAAGCCGGAGGAAACGUACGUGGACCUCCAGUUUCGCUUUGAGGCAUCCAUGGACGACGCGGGAAAGCUGAAGGAGCGUGGCAGCAGCAAUACGCAGGUGUACAAACCCUACACCAUCGACAUGAACGAAACCCCUUAUGACAUUAAGGAGCUGGAUCACGAGGUCAUCACAUCGCUCCGCAGAAAGGGACAGAAGGACGCCACUGUCGGGGGUACCACUUCUACAUGGGGGUCGUCAACCUGGUCUUUUAGGGCGGCUUUUUUUUGUUUUUCAUAUAUGUUUGUCCUAAGAAAAGAGGCAACAAGCGACAGCCUGAGGACACUGAAAAAAAGGCAACAAGAAAGUUAAGAAGCCCGUCGUGAAUAGAUAUCGCCAAGUACAUCUACUGCAACGGCAACGCGCUCUUUUACAACUGAGCAGCCCCGCUGCGUAACUUUUUUUUACAACUGAUCAGGACAUACUUUUCGCAGUGGAGCGGGACAAGCAGUGUCGAUCCCGGUGAGCUCCUUCCUCGAGGCAGCGGGCGUCGGAAAUUUGGACUUGCCCAGCAUGUAUAGCAACCACAAGUACAUCGCCGACACUACGCUGCAAAGCAGUGCUGCGGUAUAAUAUACCGAUUCUAGACGUGCGUACCCAUCAUGGGAAAUGAAAAAGAUCUAUAGUUGUAUUCUACUGUAUCGACAAGAAUGAAUUUUCGUAAAAACAUUGAUUCUUCUUCUUGCAUGUCGUGUAGUACGCGUGUGCAGUAGAUUGAUACAUUCGCGAUUAAUAUCCUCAGAUGCAGCUGCAUGGAAAAUAUUAGAUAAUGAUAAACACAGUUACGCGCCACGGGCAUCAACCUCGCGAUUUCCAUAUCUUGUGCGCGCAAGGACGUAUCGGUUUUUGAGACACAGGACAUGAACAUUUAUUGUGAUAUGUUUGCCGACUCCGAGCCGACGUGGACUACCAGGGAAGACGGCGUCCACGACGAGUUUGUGUCCCGCACGGGGAGCGGGAUCCUCAAGACCAAGAAGCAGCACGGUGUCAAGCUCAACUUCCGCUUUACCGGGCGGCUGGGCUACUUUUCUACUUCCAUCUUCCUCGGUAGUUUGACCAGUGCGAUCGUGCUUUUGGAACUCCCAGGAAAGGCGGUUAUGCUCCUGGCGCUCUUCUGCCUCGGGCUGUUGUCGCGAGUAUACUACUCCUGCCAGUCACAGCGGUUGAACCUGCGACACCAAGUGCACGGCUUUGCCGCUAGGCUGAUCAACGCAAAAAAGGUAUAUAGCCAGUUUGUUCAAUGCGCGAGGUUGUGUAGGUCGGUUGUUAUUUUUUGAAAACUAUUCUUUCAUUGAUUACCUCCCAUCUGAACACAAACAAGACUGGAGUAGAUAAUAUGAUUAUAAUGUUUAAAAAAAACACAAGAACUAUCACUGUAAUGUACUACAACAUAAUUAAAUCAGUCCUACGAGGCUAUCGUGAAGAGCGACAAGAUGGACACGCACUUGGACCGUGCCACUCUCGCAAAAGAGAUGACGGAGUCGUUCCACCAUCUCUGCGAGGAAAAGGACGAGCAUGGGGAACCGAUCGCGGACCCCAACAAGCCCCUGCAGAAGGAGGAACUGGAAAAAAUGACGGAUAUCACACAGAAAAAAGGUGGUGAUGUGCUGUCGUACUUUCUGCAUCAAAGUGCGCAAAAUUAGCGACACAAUGAAGCUGUGUUUGUAGUCUCGUCUUGCAUAUUAAAUCGCAACAAAAAACAUUUUAUUUUUCUUCCCGGCAGUUUUUAGGCACGAGUACGACUUGAACUUGUUUUUGCAUGGCACACUGCCAACAUCAUCAUCAUCAUCAUCAAAAGUGCUGACAGUGGGUCGUCUACUCGUUUUUCUGUGUGACAACGAAACUGGUCUAUCAGGGCCUCGACGCAGACCACGAGGGCUCCAUAUCGCUGGACGAGUACGUGGAUGCCUCGACUUCGAACGAGGUGCUGCGCGUCGACCAGAUCGUGCAAUUUUUCGACGACCAGCGGCAGCGCAGCUGCCUGGAAAAGCUCUUCGACGACGCUAAGUGGGAUAUCGAAACGGAUGAGGAAUUGCGCAAGCGGAGAAAAAAAGAUCUGCCAAACGAGACCCCGCGCCCGGCGCACGCGGCAGACAUUUUCAUGAACCUGUAAAAGUAAAUUAAGAAGUUGUACCGGACGACACGACACUGGCAAAGAGUCCAAAGUGCUAGCAUAGAUAAUAAACUUUUUCCAAAACAUAACGAAAAUCCUAUCCUUGAAGAAAAAAAUAACCCAAAAAUAAACGACCCCGAAAAUGAAAAAUUAAGCCAUGGACAAUUAGAAUUACUAGUAAUUCUAUAUGUCGACCACUGCUAAGAAGUUUGAUUGGAUGAAAUCGAUGGGCAUGGGCUGUAAAAAGUACCGAUGUAGAUACAAUUCGCGCCACAAAAAUGUACAAAUUCAAUUUCAAUUUUAUCUUUUGUGCUAUAUGAAUAUGGUUCGAUCUGUCUCAGGGAGAAAAGUAGAAAGAGGUGGGGGUUAAAUGAGAAUAAAAAACGUAGGAAGUGAGAUGCUCCAUACCAAUUUUCCUCCAUAAUCGAGACCGAGAAGACAGGGGAGUGGAAGAAAAGGUCUGGUAGUGGUGCAGGAUGGAGCUGCUGUGUGGCUGGAGCAUCUUGGCGAUGUAGAAUUUACUUCAUCAGCAGCACCUUCGUGUGUUUCGCUUUCGAAUGCAUAGGACAUAAUUGAAAUGCCUCCCACCUACCAUAGCGUUCCAAAAUCUG